GAUGGUGGCCAUAUUUCCCUAUUUGGACACAACAUGGUGUGUUGCAACCAAAUGGACCCGACACAUGGGCUUUUGUAUAACCUAUACAUCAUUGCUGAUGAAGACUUGGAGGGUCUCCUUAACGUAUCGCGUCAAAUCGGCCCACAAAGUCAAACUUACCGAUCAACAAUUGCUACAGUGGAUGGUACCCAUUCUAUUGGUAAUGCUUAUCUAUUUGGGUACAUGGACUAUAAGUGAUACUCCCUAUGCCGUUUAUAUUAAUGACCAACAUGGUCUCAAAUUCAAGCAAUGCUCAUAUAAUUGGUGGGAUCAUAGCUUGGCUAUUGGUGAAGUUCUUUUCUUAGCCUGGGGCAUACGUGUCUGUUAUAAUGUCCGCAAUGCGGAAUCAUUAUACAAUGAGGCUCGUCUCAUUUCGUAUGCCAUUUAUAAUAUUGCCAUUGUUAACUUGUCAAUGGUGGCACUACACAUUUUAAUAUAUCCCGAAGCUGGUCCCGAUAUCAAAUACACCUUGGGUUUUAUACGAACUCAGCUAUCGACUACCACAACCAUUGCUUUGGUAUUUGGACCUAAAAUAUCGCGAAUCUUCAAGGGGCAAGGUGAUAAAUGGGAUCAAAAGGCCAAGGUGAGAAGUAUAACAGCAUCGUUUUCGCUUAACGGUGUGGGACUGGUGCCAGAUGAAUCACCUGAUCUAUAUCAGGAAAAUGAGGAACUUAAGGAGCAAAUCCAAAAAUUAGCUCAUCAAAUUGAAUUUAUGAAGACUGUACAUAUGCAAAUCAAUAAUCGACAUUUGAAACCGAAACCCGGUGGCUAUUUCACCAUAACAUCAACAUCAUUCCAGGCCCCAUUCAGUAAAAAUAAUAUGUCUUCUACACAAACGCAAACCUCCAAGACCGGUAAUGAUGAUUCCCAGACCGGUUCCAUAAAUAAAGGUUUUCCCACCAACUUAACACCCUCAAAAACAAAAUCAAAAACAACCGAAAAAGUUUGACGAGGUCAACGAAGUGAAAAAGAUUGCUCAAAUGAAUUUUUUAUUUGGA
Messenger RNA from Musca vetustissima, 1037 nucleotides. Its product is annotated as probable G-protein coupled receptor CG31760. The record is from RefSeq and is a predicted model, not a curated record. The coding region runs from base 2 to 988 and encodes 328 amino acids. Gene Ontology annotation, cellular component: membrane. Lineage: Eukaryota; Metazoa; Arthropoda; Insecta; Diptera; Muscidae. The transcript has 6 exons. Gene Ontology annotation, molecular function: G protein-coupled receptor activity. Gene Ontology annotation, biological process: G protein-coupled receptor signaling pathway.